Triticum dicoccoides is the source of this 1257-nucleotide messenger RNA. RefSeq names its product F-box/FBD/LRR-repeat protein At1g13570-like. Bases 1 to 1257 code for a protein of 418 amino acids. NCBI's taxonomy places the organism in Eukaryota, Viridiplantae, Streptophyta, Magnoliopsida, Poales, Poaceae. Gene Ontology annotation, molecular function: protein binding. The record is from RefSeq and is a predicted model, not a curated record. The transcript has 3 exons.
AUGAGUACCUGUAAAAAGGCCAGGGCGGAAGGUAUAUGUAUUGUUAGUUUAGACAGACUGAGCAGCCUACCGCCAGAGAUAAAGGGCAACAUCCUCUCCCUUUUGAAUGUCGAAGAAGCAGUUAGGACUUGCACCUUAUCAAGUACUUGGAGGGAUGCAUGGGCUAAUAUGCCAAAAAUAUCUCUGCGCGAUGGAGGUUUUGCACGAACCAAGUUCGUUACGUUGGUCGAUAUGGUGCUAUCACUCCACAAAGGAACUAUAGAAGAGUGUCAUAUUUCAGGUACCAAAGAUUACCAUGAUGAGUUCGGUAGGUGGAUGCUCAUGCUGUCAAGAAGAUCUCCAAGAUCAGUUAUAAUCAAGUUGAACUCAGGGCCAAUGUAUAGGAUUCCCUCAUGCCUCUUUUCUCUCGGCGAUCUGAAGUCUCUGCGACUGAAAAACUGCAUUAUCAGCUUGCCCCGGGUAUUCCAAGGUUUCAAGAGCCUAACUUACCUCAGCCUGAGCUUUUUCUCCUCCACAGACAGGGAUAUCCAAAAUCUGAUCUCCUUUUGUCCUGAACUGACUUAUUUGAGAUUAACUUCUUUUGAGGGCAUCAAAUGUCUAAACAUUCAAUCUCCUACACUGGAAGAUCUUCUUGUUGAUGGGUACUUUGAAGACAUUAAUUUGGAUGCCCCUAAUCUGGAGGAGGCCAUUCUCUCUCUUGAUCUCAAAGCUAAAUCAUAUCAAUUUGUUCCAAUUGCGCAUGACAAGGAAAGCCAUAUCAAGCAGUCAUUGGGAAACCUGAGUGACAUCCAAAUGCUUUUAGUUGGUGGUUUUUUCAUGAAGUAUCUAUCAAUGGGGUGCAUAGUUACGAAGCUCCCUGUCGUGUUUACUCGCCUAGAGGAUAUUUAUCUUGUGAUAUGCCUUUCGGACCAGAGGCAAGUCUUGACCGCGUGUUCCUUAUUUCAGAAUGCCCCCAACUUGAAGAACCUUGGGAUAAAAAAAAUGCAGAGUUACCCUUCGCGCACAUGGGAUCAGGAUCAAGCUAGCAUUCAAGAGCUUACCCUGCAAAUGCAAAUGGACCAUCUCGUAACAGCUAGUGUGAAAGAAUUUAGGGGUCGGGACUACGAAGUCGAUUUCGUGGCAAAGCUACUGACCUGGGCACCUGCUUUGGAAAAAGUGAAAUUAGAGUGGAAGGAUGAAAUAGACCGCAGCAUGGUUCUUACCAAGCUAUUAGCUCUGCCGAGAGUGUCUCCCAGGGCCAAGGUCAUUGUUACAUGA